Aspergillus ochraceoroseus IBT 24754 is the source of this 3260-nucleotide messenger RNA. RefSeq names its product putative capsular associated protein. NCBI's taxonomy places the organism in Eukaryota, Fungi, Ascomycota, Eurotiomycetes, Eurotiales, Aspergillaceae. The record is from RefSeq and is a predicted model, not a curated record. The coding region runs from base 277 to 3255 and encodes 992 amino acids. The transcript has 7 exons.
UUCUUUUGUUGUCCCCCAUUUGACGCUCAUAUCAAAGUCUCCUUUUUUCCAUCUCUCUCUCUCUCUCUCUCUUUCUUUCUCUCUCUCUCUCUCCCUUGUGCUUCUCCACCCUUCUGCUAGUGCCAUCUCACUAUCCCAUCUUUCAGCCUUCCAACCUUCCCUCUUUCAUCUUUCCAUCUUCACUUGUUGCCUUUGCAUAUUCCCUAUUAUGCAAAUCACCUCAUAGUGCUCUCUCAAUAAUGGCUUUAUACCCCCCAGGCGUAUGAGUCUGUCAACAUGUUUUGUUUUACCAUAGAAACAGGCCUUCGAGCACUACUAGGGGUCUUUUUACUGAGCUGCAUCUUCCUUGCUGCCUCCUACAACACCACCUUUGCUUUUGAUCACCCUCUCAAUACCGCUGUCCUGACCUCCUUCCUCUCCGGGACCUCCCUCUUAAUCCUGAGCAGAUUUAUCGGCCAUGUCCCCAAGAUACCGUCGUCGAAUCCUCACAAGUACUCCGCCAUCCCACUUGCCGACCAUGAUCAAUCACCUACAGAGCUCCUAUCUCCGAUCUCAGUCCCCGGUGAUUUUGCGCCGACAAAAGCACGUAUCCCCAGUCGGUGGCUGAAAGUUGGCGUGCUCGCAGCUCUAGGUUGUGUACGAAUCGCUCUCUAUCGCAGCAUUACACUCAAUAUUGAAUGUGCCCCCACCGGAUACGAAUGGUUAAUCCCAUUCGUUAUCGCCCUCUACGACUUCUGGCGCACCCAACGUUCUCGCCCUGUUCAAACCUGGAUUGCCCCCGAUCGCCCGCAGAACCCUCGUCUUCGCUUCCUGGUUGCAACAGCCAGUCGCAUUCAUUUUUGGGCGUUCCAGAGUCGCUUCAGGUACAUCCUGUCGGCCGCCUUCCUCGCCGCAAGUGGCCUCUUGGUCAGCUCUUUCCACGAUGGCAGACAAUCAUCGUACAUUUGUCCCAUCUUGUCCGGCCAGCAUCUACGUCAGCGUAUCUUCAAAAUAUUCAACCUUAUCCUUGAUUCUAUCACUUUAAUUGGUGCCGCUGAGCUUUCCGGCGAAGGCGCUCGUCCACGAGAGGGAAGAAGGAAGCAGACCUUGGUUUCCUGGGGAUAUACCCUUCUGGGGGUCACAGCCUUUUGGGCAAUCUUAACGGUCUAUUUGACAACUAGAUCCACCGACGAUACCUUUGUCACCUUGGAUUACGUCCGCAGCGCUGUGAGUCAGGCGGUACUGGUUACAAUCGUAAUUGUAUCCGCGUCCCAAUUGGUAUCCUACUACGGCAUGGUUGGUAUCUGCGUGUUGGCGGGCUUCAUCUUGACUUACUGCGACUGGACAUCGGCUAUCUUCAAUGCACAAGAACCCUUUCCACUAAUAUUCGCGUCUCGGGCCUUUGCUGCGCUAUUUCUCAGCUUCCUCGGUGGCGUGACAUUUCUCUAUGCACGCACCGUUUCCGAGGAUGAACCCCCGUUUUUAUGCCGCUUUAACUCGGUUAUUCGGUUCCUCUUCACAUUAAUGUUUGGAAUUGGACUAAUUUGGGUCUUCAACCAGCCCAGCGAGGGCCACGUCCAUCCAAUAGAUCUGCUCAUCUACGAAGGCAAGCAGAAACAUGAUAUAUGGCGCAGCGGAGCUAAGGGAAGUGGUAACUUGGAGGAAGCUAUCCAAGUUUAUCAGAGCAAAUACAAUCAACUUCCACCACCGGGCUUCGAUAUAUGGUACGAAUAUGCUAUCAACAGGUCUUCAGUAGUGAUCGACGACUUUGACCAGAUAUAUGCGGAUCUCCUCCCCUUCCGCGCCUUAGCACCCGCAAAAAUUCGAUCCCUAACCCAACAACUCGCCACAAAUCCGUUCAACGAUAUAGGCGCUCUAAGCAUCCGCAACGGGUCUGUUAGAGUACAGGAGGGCAUUAAACCGACACACGCCUGGAUGGUUUUGGGCGCGGCCCAAAUUAUUGAAAAUUUUUCCCAGUACCUCCCGGACAUGGACCUAGCUUUCAACCUGAAUGAUGAACCGCGUGUGGCAGUUCCGUGGGAGAAACUGGCGGCAUUGAAGAACCAGGCGGAGACUCAGCGGUUCCCGCCCUCUAAGUACAACAACGCUCACAUCGACUGGUCGCCAGAUCGCGAUGAAACAUGGGCACCUCUAGAGCCCCCUGACCGGACCACCCACACCGUGUUUAUCGAUAGCUCGUUCAAAAACAUCUUCGACCAGUACGUUAGGCCAACGUGCCCACCGGGAUCGAAAGCUCGAUCUCAACGGAUCUGGGAUAAACGCAACCUAUGUCUGAGCUGCAUUCGACCCCACUCAAUGGGCCAUUUCACUAAGGACUGGAAAGUCGCAACUGACAUCUGCCACCAACCUGAUCUCGCCACCCUAUCGGGGUUCUUCCUCUCCCCCGCCUCGUUUCGAGUUACCCAGGAACUCGUCCCUGUCUUCAGUCAAAGCAGCAUAUCUGGGUUCAAUGAUAUCAUCUUCCCCAGCCCUUGGAACUACGUCGAUAAAAUCAGCUACCAGCCGAAUGACAAUCACCCCGACCGGGACUACAGCGACAAAGGCAACGACAUGUACUGGAUCGGCAGCACCACCGAAGGCCUCAGCCACGACGGGCGAUGGAAAGGCAUGCCGCGCCAACGCCUCGCGCACUUCGUCAAUAACAACACCUACAACCACAUCUCCGUCCUCCUCCCGGCCUCCAAGCCCGACAACUACGCAUACCAGAUCUUCCCCGGUCGUGCCCCCUCCGAAACCCUUGGCCUAAAUGCCUCCGUCAGCAUCACGGAUAUCACUCGCUGCUGGGUCGAAGACUGCAACGACCAAAAAGCAGAGCUUGGUGCUGGCACUCCUGUUGACUUUCAGAGCCACUGGCAGCACCGUUAUCUCUUCGACUCCGAUGGCGCAGGUUUUAGCGGCCGGUUCCUCCCAUUCCUGCAGAGCCACAGCCUCCCCUUCAAGACAGGCCUCUUCAGGCAAUGGUUCGACGCGCGUGUGACCCCGUGGCUGCACUACGCACCCAUCGACAUCCGUCUUCACGGCCUCUGGAGCACCCUCGCCUACUUCGCUGGCGUGGAUGUUCGUCUCCCCUCCCAACGAAGAAUCAAAAUGCAGCCCCAUGAUCUCCAGGGCCGCUGGAUUGCCGAGGAAGGCCGCAAAUGGGCGCAAACGGCACUCCGGAAGGAAGAUAUGGAGAUUUACUUCUUCCGCCUUCUUUUGGAAUGGGGCCGAUUAACUGACGAUCGACGCGAUUUGCUUGGAUUUACACCGUCAUGAUUUCC